GGCUCAGCUCUACCAGUCGCCAGCAGUAAGCGAGUUGUGGCCUCGUGAGCCUGUUUCCUCACCUGGAGAAUGGGCUAUGACUUCCUUCCUUCCACGGUUAUUGACGGAUAUUACUAUUCCUUCCGAGAUUAUGGAUGAGAACCUGGCGGGCUUUAGUGUGCCCAGAAAUCACCCGAGAAGCUUGUUGGGAGGCAGGUUCUGACGCUGUAGGGCUGGGUGGGGUCUGCGACGCUGUUCUCUCCACCAGCUCCCAGGUGACACGACUUCCCUCUUGAAGAACAAGAACACAGAGCAGGUAUAUGACGGCAACUAUUGCCAUGAAGAUUCUUUUUUCUCCCCAGUCAAAAGGUUCUUCCUUGCAAACAGGCAUCGAUGGAUAAGAGAAACCUCUGCUCACCUCUGAAUUCGUAGGGAAACAAGAAAAAACAAGUUUUGCUUUAGAGGCAGCCUGGGUGUGGGGAGUGAGGAGAGUGGCCUCCACGGCUCAUCAGCACGCAGCUCCACGCGCACACGUGCGCCGCAGGUGGGCCUCCGCCGGCUGCAGAAACCUCUAGAGCUCAGGCCUCAACUUGCCAUGCUGGGAACGCAGCCUCGGAGCCGGGCACACGCCUUAUUCCUCCGGCUACAGCUCUCCAGAGGAAUUUUCAAAGCACACGGGGUUCGCUUGGCAGGAGCCUCCCAGGAUAUAAACACGCAUUUGGGGCUUUUGCUUUAAGGACUGCGGUGCCUUUUUGACUGGAGGCCUGUGCCCAGGCCUCUUCCCCCUCACCUUCAUCAAAAUGGAACCACGGCCGGCCAGCCGCUGCUAGGAGCAGACACCAAAGACUCCAGGAGAGCCGGAGUGAGGAUCGGGACACCUCCCCACCCCACCCCAUCCGAUCCUGCUUUUGGUUUCCCCUCCUAAAAGGCCUGCUUCCCAACAAGCUGCUGACUCACCCAGGGUCUUGACACACUGGCUGCUCUUGGAGUUCAAGCAUACCAAGAUUCCCAGGAUGUAAGCAAUCCGGGACUGAUAUGAUGCUGCCUCUUGUGUUUAGCCAUUGGAGCAGUUACAGUUUUUUGUGCUGAGAUCAUUCUGAACACUCAAACACUAGACUUCAGCAUUCAAGGGAAGCCAAAGCCAUUGGAGGGGGAAUAAAGCCCAAAGCCUUUUAUCUGAUUUGCUCCAAAAAUUUCACUGCCCCUUCCCUACCCAACCCCCUCCCCAAAUUUAAGCUGUUGCACACAGACAGACGGCAUGGCGAGCAAGCGAAAAUCCACAACCCCGUGCAUGGUUCGGACAUCACAAGUAGUAGAACAAGAUGUGCCCGAGGAAGGAGACAGGGCCAAAGAAAAAGGAAACAGCACAACACAGCCUGAAACAACCAAGGACAGUUGGACAGUAGAACCCGAGAACUCUUCCAAAGAAAAUGAAGUGAUAGAGGUGAAAUCUACAGGGGAAAACCAAUCCAAAAAACUCCAAGGUGGUUAUGAAUGCAAAUACUGCCCCUACUCCACGCAAAACCUGAACGAGUUCACGGAGCACGUUGACACGCAGCACCCCAACGUGAUUCUCAACCCCUUAUACGUGUGUGCCGAAUGUAACUUCACAACCAAAAAGUACGACUCCCUGUCUGACCACAACUCCAAGUUCCAUCCCGGGGAGACCAACUUCAAGCUGAAGUUAAUCAAGCGCAAUAAUCAAACUGUCUUAGAGCAGUCCAUCGAAGCCACCAACCACGUCGUGUCCAUCACCACCAGCGGCCCCGGAAGCGGCGACGGUGAUCCCGGAAUCUCAGUGAGUAAAACCCCCAUCAUGAAGCCAGGGAAACCAAAAGCCGAUGCCAAGAAGGUGCCCAAGAAGCCGGAGGAGGCCACGCCCGAGAACCACGUGGAAGGGACUGCCCGCCUGGUGACAGACGCGGCUGAGAUCCUCUCGAGACUCGGAGGCGUGGAGCUCCUCCAGGACACAUUAGGGCACGUCACGCCUUCUGUCCAGCUCCCACCAAAUAUCAACCUUGUCCCGAAGGUCCCCGUCCCUCUGAAUACUACCAAAUACAACUCUGCCCUGGACACGAAUGCCACCAUGAUCAACUCCUUCAACAAGUUCCCUUACCCGACCCAGGCCGAGUUGUCCUGGCUGACAGCUGCUUCCAAACACCCAGAAGAGCACAUCAGAAUCUGGUUUGCCACACAGCGCUUAAAGCAUGGCAUCAGCUGGUCCCCGGAGGAGGUGGAGGAGGCCCGGAAAAAGAUGUUUAAUGGCACCAUCCAGUCAGUACCCCCCACGAUCACCGUGCUGCCGGCCCAGCUGGCGCCCACAAAGAUGUCACAGCCCAUCCUCCAGACAGCUCUGCCGUGCCAGAUUCUCGGCCAGACCAGCCUGGUGCUGACUCAGGUGACCAGCGGAUCAACAACGGUCUCCUGCUCCCCCAUCACGCUUGCCGUGGCCGGAGUGACCAACCAUGGCCAAAAAAGGCCUUUAGUGACUCCCCAGGCCGCCCCCGAGCCCAAGCGUCCACACAUCGCUCAGGUGCCAGAGCCCCCGCCCAAGGUGGCCAACCCUGUGCUGACGCCAGCCAGUGACCGCAAGAAGACAAAGGAGCAGAUUGCGCAUCUCAAGGCAAGCUUUCUCCAGAGCCAGUUUCCUGACGAUGCCGAGGUCUAUCGGCUCAUCGAGGUGACCGGCCUUGCCAGGAGUGAGAUCAAGAAGUGGUUCAGCGAUCACCGGUAUCGGUGUCAAAGAGGCAUCGUCCACAUCACCAGCGAAUCCCUUGCCAAAGACCAGUUGGCCAUCGCAGCCUCCCGACACGGCCGCGCAUACCACGCGUACCCGGACUUUGCCCCACAGAAAUUCAAAGAAAAAACACAGGGUCAGAUUAAAACCCUGGAGGACAGCUUUUUGAAAAGCUCUUUCCCGACCCAAGCAGAACUGGAUAGACUAAGGGUGGAAACCAAGCUGAGCAGGAGAGAGAUCGAAUCCUGGUUCUCAGAGAGACGGAAGCUUCGGGACAGCAUGGAACAAGCAGUCUUGGAUUCCAUGGGGACUGGCAAAAAAGGCCAAGAUGUGGUGGCCCCCAAUGGUGCUCUGUCUCGACUUGACCAGCUCUCCGGUGCCCAGUUAGCCAGUUCUCUGCCCAGCCCUUCACCAGCAAUUACGAAAAAUCAGGAACAGGUACAUCUCCUGCGGAGCACGUUUGCAAGAACCCAGUGGCCUACUCCCCAGGAGUAUGACCAGUUAGCAGCCAAGACGGGCCUGGUCCGAACUGAAAUUGUGCGCUGGUUCAAAGAGAACAGGUGCUUGCUAAAAACCGGAACCUUAAAGUGGAUGGAGCAGUACCAGCACCAGCAGAUAGCGGGAGAUCACGUUUACGACGCCCCACCAAGGAAAGCAGUGAAAGCCGUCAUCACUGAGAGCCCAAAGAAUGGAAGUGACGUGGGUCAGCAACAUUACAAGGACCCCAAAAAGCUCUGUGAAGAGGACUUGGAGAAGCUGGUACCCAGGGUGAAAGUGAGCAACGAGCAAGCCAAGGAUGGUGUGCCGGCCAAGCCUUCUGAAGCCACCUCGGACAGGUCGGAGGGCAGCAGCCGGGACGGCCAGGGCAGCGAAGAGAAUGAGGAGUCGGGUGUUGUGGAUUGGGUGGAGGUCACGGUCGGAGAGGAGGACGCCAUCUCAGACAGGUCGGAUAGCUGGAGUCAGACGGCAGCCGAAGGCACCGCAGAACAGGCCGGCUCGGACUCCGACAGCAUCCCUGCCGAGGCUGGCCAGGCCUAACAGGGAAGUCCGUCAGAACUGCAUUGCAGAUAAAGGGGACGCUCUGUCUUUGAGGAAGGAAGAGGACCUCCCUCCCCGGCCGUGGGCCACCCUGGCCAGAGGCUCCAAGUGGAACCACUUAGCCGGCGUGUGGCUGCUGGGUGCCGGAGCCCCAGCCUUCACACACACCCCGCCCGGAGGACCGGCGGGAAUUGUUCAUAGUGCCAAAGUCCUACUACUGCGUUUUCAAUGGGUCCUUGUAAAUAGUUUGCUCCUCUGCCCUGGCCCCCACUUCUUGCUAUACUGGAACCAAUUUGUACGAUGUGGGAAUUUUGUUACCUUUUUAAUCAAGGGCAACGUCCUUUUCCAGCACUACCAUUGUAAGGUUUUUUCCAGGAGGGAGGGCUGAUCACAUGUGCUUUUCUCUUUUUCCUUUUUUUUUUUUUAAUCUUUAUUUUAUUAAUUUUGGGGAGGGGGGGGAUGUUAGCAUUAGUGCCAUUAUAUCUACUGGAUUUUAGGUAGGGAGAGUUCGUUUUAUUAAAAGUAGUUUGAAAUUUGGGAGAUUUCUCCGUGGGAAGGGCUAGGAUUUGGGCUUCUGUCUGAACUUUGAGAGGGUUUUACAGAUGGCACAUCUUCCAGAUCAAGCCCAUUUUUGGUUCUCCCUCCCCCACCAGCCACCUCUGGGGUCCCUGUUUAGCCACGCACAGGGCUUUCCGAACUGCCAACAGGUGGAUCUGGUUUUCUCCGCCGCCUGGCCUCUUGGGCUGACCUUGGGCGGAGCCAGCACCAGAGAACUAGGGAGCAGGUGGCUCCCUCUUUCAGCGUCUUGUUAGAUACCAGCAGAAAGGGCUUCCACAUUUCUAGCAUUAUCGUUACUUUUGUGAAACUCCAACAAAAAGAGGUCUUCCUAUCUAGAUGGUACAAAGAUGAACAACUUUGGUUUUGAUUUCUGUUCCUAACUGCCUUUUCUCAGUGUGGUAUUUGACAAGAUUUCAGCCUGAAGCCUCACCAUGAUCUGAUUUUUUUUGUUUGUGUUUGUUUUUGGGCCAAUUUUAGAUUCCUGAGUGCACUUUUGUUUUUUGUUGUUGUUGGUUUUUUUUUUCCAAUUAGUCCUAACUUUUAAAGAGGAAAAACCAAGAGACAUAUCUGGUGUAAAUGUUGCAAUAUGAAUUGUGUUUGCAACCCCUUCCCCCCACCCCACCCCCCAUUUGGGUAUACUGCACAAAUAAAAUGCUAGGGAGUUUGGAAAAAAAAAAACAUUUUUUCUAACUUGUUGCUCAUUUGUUGUAACUCAAUAAAGCAGAGACUAAACAUUUUUA
This is a messenger RNA of Prionailurus viverrinus (fishing cat), 5052 nucleotides long. It is a transcript of the gene ZHX2, whose product is annotated as zinc fingers and homeoboxes 2. The transcript is spliced from 4 exons. The coding region runs from base 1238 to 3754 and encodes 838 amino acids. Lineage: Eukaryota; Metazoa; Chordata; Mammalia; Carnivora; Felidae. Gene Ontology annotation, cellular component: nucleus. The record is from RefSeq and is a predicted model, not a curated record. Gene Ontology annotation, biological process: regulation of transcription by RNA polymerase II. Gene Ontology annotation, molecular function: DNA binding; DNA-binding transcription factor activity, RNA polymerase II-specific.